AUGGAGGCUGUUUUUUGGAUUGUUAAUCUCGUCAUAGAAGAAAGACAAAAAUUAAAAUUAAUGCGGAGAUACUUACGUGAUGUUUCGGAUCCAUUCAGUGUGCCUGAAAGUCAAUUCCUUCAAUUAUAUAGGUUAAGUAAAGAAUGUGCACUAGAUUUAUGCAAUAAUUUACGACCUUAUAUGCCACAAGAACAACGCUCAACUGCAAUACCUCUAGAAUUAAAGGUUUUAGCAACUUUAAAUUUCAUAGCUUCAGGCUCAUAUCAAAGAAGAGUAGGACAGGAUUUCUUGUCAUGUAUGUCUCAAGCGUCUAUGAGCAAGAUAUCAAAGCCGUCAAAAAGCAGUUUUGGGACAACUACCGAUUUCCUGGAGUAA
Molecule: messenger RNA, 375 nt
Organism: Cyphomyrmex costatus
Lineage: Eukaryota; Metazoa; Arthropoda; Insecta; Hymenoptera; Formicidae
Exons: 4
Coding region: 1-375 (124 amino acids)
Source: RefSeq, a predicted model, not a curated record